Cucumis melo (muskmelon) is the source of this 1280-nucleotide messenger RNA. Its product is annotated as ABC transporter I family member 11, chloroplastic. Gene Ontology annotation, molecular function: ATP binding; ATP hydrolysis activity; ATPase-coupled transmembrane transporter activity. The record is from RefSeq and is a predicted model, not a curated record. Gene Ontology annotation, biological process: transmembrane transport. Gene Ontology annotation, cellular component: membrane; chloroplast envelope. The transcript is spliced from 11 exons. The coding region runs from base 89 to 910 and encodes 273 amino acids. Lineage: Eukaryota; Viridiplantae; Streptophyta; Magnoliopsida; Cucurbitales; Cucurbitaceae.
UUUAACUGAACUAAGAGGAUUCGACAACUUUUGAUCCUUGACGCCAUUUAUUCGGCUUCAUCCCAUUAGUCUGGUGAACGCAGAUGCCAUGGCGAGCUUUGUUUCUUUUUCUAAUUUCUUCGCUACCCGAAACCCAAUCCCACUAUCAUAUCUACCUGCUUCUCACUCCUUCAGUUCCAAUUCCCGGAGAACCAAUGCUCUACUCAAAUCCGAUUACUCUUGCUUUGAAGUUAGGGAUUUAAGCUAUCGACCUCCAGGGACAGAGCAUUCUCUUCUCAACGCAGUUAAUUUUUCCCUUCGAGAGAAAAGUUUUGGGUUAAUUUUUGGACCGAGUGGAAGUGGGAAAACUACUUUAUUGCAGCUUCUUGCAGGUCUAAGCAAACCAACGUCAGGUUCCAUUUGUGUCCAAAAGUACGAUAAAGAUGGCAAACCAUGUCAGUCUUCUCAGCCAUUAACCCCUGAGAGAGUUGGCAUUGUCUUUCAAUUUCCAGAGAGGUACUUUAUCACAGACAGUGUGCUUAAUGAAGUCACAUUUGGCUGGCCCCGGCAAAGGAGUGAUUUUCAUUUGAAAGAGAACCUUGCCAUGAAACUCCAAAGAGCAAUUAAUUGGGUGGGAUUAAAUGGCAUAGCCUUGGACAAAGAUCCUCACUCUCUAAGUGGUGGCUACAAGCGCCGCCUUGCCUUGGCAAUUCAAUUGGUGCAGAUCCCAGAUCUGUUAAUACUGGAUGAGCCUCUAGCUGGUCUUGAUUGGAAGGCUCGUACUGAUGUCGUGAAGCUUUUAAAGAAUCUAAAGAAAGACUUAACUGUUCUCAUUGUCAGCCAUGAUCUCAAAGAGUUCGCUGGCUUAGUUGACAAUUCAUGGAGAAUGGAAAUGGGCGGUGUUCUUAGAGAAGAACCUCUCCCUAUUUAAUUUGUAACUUCUAACCACGCGUUAAUGCUCAUGCCACGGCAUCAAUUGUAUGCAGUUUUAUUCUUGCUUUUGCAAGUCACAGCAUCAACUCAAGGACCAAAACUGGUUGGAGACUCUCACAGGCUUAUGGUAACCAACCCAUUUUGAAUUAUUGAAUCUCUGUUAAUUCAAUAACAGUUUGAAAUAUUCAACAUUUCUCAAAUUUGGUCUAAAGGCCAUUUCCAAAUCUUACCAAACAUUGUCAUUAAAUAUUUGUAUCCCUCUUCAAAUGAGUUGUAAUGUAUGAGAAGUUUGAAUUUGUUGUAAUUGUCAUUAACAUCAUGGAAACAAUUAGUGGCCACAGUUUUGGAAGCUUAGGAUUUUGGGUUCA